Glycine soja is the source of this 864-nucleotide messenger RNA. RefSeq lists its product as uncharacterized. The record is from RefSeq and is a predicted model, not a curated record. NCBI's taxonomy places the organism in Eukaryota, Viridiplantae, Streptophyta, Magnoliopsida, Fabales, Fabaceae. The transcript is spliced from 3 exons. Bases 1 to 795 code for a protein of 264 amino acids.
AUGGGGUCAACUAUUAAAAGAUCUCUAUCAGAUGGCAAUAUUCUUUGUGAAACUGACUCUAAAACUGAUCACCUCAAUAUAAAGAUCAGGCAGAUAUAUAGGGGAAUAGCUUCUCAGGUUGUACUAGAAGCCCAAAAAGAAGCAUCUGCAGCAGCAAUGACAGUUAAAUGCCUAAGUAUGUUUGCCAAUAUCUGCUCUUCUGCAUCAUCAGAGAACCCUCAUGCCACACUGAACAAAUUUUUUGCCCUCCAGCAACUCAUGGACCAGCCAAAUGGUACAACUCAGUCGAAAGAUAAACCACUUCAACUAUAUAAGAUUCCAACUGCGGCAGAAAAACAUAAAUCGGGCAAGACGGCAGGUGUGAUGCCUGUUAAAAGCACGUCAAAGACUCCAAAACCCUUAACCAAUCUAUCAAGAACUGAGAAGCAAGAAUGGGCCAAAGAGGAUGGCACCAAAGAGAUCAAUGAGCUGAAAGAGGUCUUUUUAAAUGAAACAAGAUCAUGGUUUCUGAUGUACUUGAAAAAGACAUUAGAUGCUGGGUUUUCCAUUGGCUCCCAAGAGAAGGGCAAGGAAAGUAGGGAUAAUGCAGGAAGACAGAUGGAGCAAACCAACCAUUUAGCUCUCACGUUGUCACACCUUAAGCAUGCAAAUGAGUGGCUGGACAAAUUGAGAAGCAGUUCUAACUCGGAAAGUGAAGGGCUGGUGGAGACUGUUGACAGGUUGAAGCAAAAAGUUUAUUCUUGUCUGCUUGUACAUAUUGAUUCCGCUGCAUUAGCUUUGGAGAACCGAGCUUGAUUCUAGGUCAAGAAACUGCUUCACAACAAUAUAACUCUAAUUCUAUUUAUUAGUUAAAUUAUUAAACGG